AUGAAUAACUUAUCUUCAAGUACCAAUUUGUCAUUAAUCAUAGCAACUGAAGAUGAAGUGACAGGACCUGUCAUAACAUUGAUCCAGGCUUCAACACUAAUCAUUGGUGCUGCGUUUAUAGCAUUUUUUGUCAAUUUAUAUCUUUUAGUGUGCUCAACUUUCCUGAGGCGACCACUAACAGUUAAUUUACAAUUAUGUCUUAGUUUAACAACUUCUGACUGUGCUGGAGCAUUUUUUUAUAUUUUGAGUAACUUGGUAAAUAUAACUCUUCCCUACUUAUUAAAUACAAAGGAAAUAAUAUCAAAUUGUUUUACAUUAGUAAUAGAAGCAUUUAAAAUUGCAACAUUUUUUGCUUCUGUUUUUAAUUUGUUAGUUCUUGCUUUGAAUCAUUAUAUUGGAAUCGUUUAUCCAUUAAAUAGACAUGCAAUUACAUCAAAGACUGUUAAAUUUGCCAUUCUCGUCGCAUAUUUAUUUCCAAUCAUGGGAAUGAUGACACUUUUCUCUGUAAUGCCCGGUCUUGGUUUUCAAGCUGAGAAAGCUUUUGGUUUCUUCUCUCCAAAUGGAUGUGAGGGAAGCAAAAUUUUUAAUGAAGUAUUAGUAAGAUGGAUAAUUGUUGCUCCAUUUGUAGUUUUUGUCAUUAUCAUAUCUUUUCUUUACCUGCACAUUCUUUUACACAUGCACAAAUUAUCACAAGAUCCUAUUUUAAAUCAACCAGGAACAAAUGUCAGCAAACGUCAAAAUAAUAAAAGGCUCCUUGUCACAAUAAUGCUUCUUGCUGGAUCAGCUAUUCUUGGAUGGCUACCAACAUUAUCACAAUAUGUAUUAUUUUGUAAUGCUUGUCCAAUUAAAUUACCAAGACAGACAUAUUUUUAUCUAAUGGUUGUAGCAAUGCUCCUAAAUGUUAUGAAAUUUAUAGCUGAUGCAUUUAUCUAUGCUAGUCGUUUAAUUGAAAUUCGUUAUGCAAUAUGGAUGUUUAAUAUGACAAUUUUAUCAAAUUUCCCUUGUUGUAGGAAUAUGAAAUUUGACAUGCCACAAACAUUUAACAAAUAUUUAUCCGAGACAAAAGAAAGACGUUCAGUUGCAUCAAGUAAACGUGUCAUUUUAGAACGUAUUCGUGAAGCAGGGAGAUCUUCAAGAACACCUUAUACUAGAACAGUUAGAACAAAUUAUAUUCCAGAACAACAAAGAUUGUUAUAA
This is a messenger RNA of Strongyloides ratti, 1197 nucleotides long. Its product is annotated as G protein-coupled receptor, rhodopsin-like family and GPCR, rhodopsin-like, 7TM domain-containing protein. Bases 1 to 1197 code for a protein of 398 amino acids. Gene Ontology annotation, biological process: G protein-coupled receptor signaling pathway. Gene Ontology annotation, cellular component: membrane. Lineage: Eukaryota; Metazoa; Nematoda; Chromadorea; Rhabditida; Strongyloididae. The record is from RefSeq and is a predicted model, not a curated record. Gene Ontology annotation, molecular function: G protein-coupled receptor activity. The transcript is spliced from 4 exons.